Callorhinchus milii (elephant shark) is the source of this 1637-nucleotide messenger RNA. It is a transcript of the gene homer2, whose product is annotated as homer scaffold protein 2. The record is from RefSeq and is a predicted model, not a curated record. Gene Ontology annotation, molecular function: G protein-coupled glutamate receptor binding. Gene Ontology annotation, cellular component: plasma membrane; cytoplasm; postsynaptic density. The coding region runs from base 116 to 1198 and encodes 360 amino acids. NCBI's taxonomy places the organism in Eukaryota, Metazoa, Chordata, Chondrichthyes, Chimaeriformes, Callorhinchidae. The transcript has 8 exons. Gene Ontology annotation, biological process: G protein-coupled glutamate receptor signaling pathway; regulation of store-operated calcium entry.
CGGCCCCUAGAGUUUGGAGUGUCUAUUUGCCAGCGAUUAGGCCGGUUAUGUGAGCAAUGUAUGAUCAUCACCUCAGUCCCUCAGUAUCUGCACCUCGACCACUGUGUGCCUCCUCAUGGCUGCUUCUCUCCUUCAUUCCAGAGAACAGCCCAUCUUCACCACCAGGGCACACGUCUUCCAGAUAGACCCCACCACCAAGAAGAACUGGGUACCAGCCAGCAAGCAAGCAGUCACCGUCUCCUACUUCUACGAUGGAACCCGAAACAGCUACCGGAUUAUCAGUGUGGACGGAGCUAAGGUCAUCAUCAACAGCACCAUCAGCCCCAACAUGACGUUCACAAAGACGUCGCAGAAGUUUGGCCAGUGGGCUGACAGCAGGGCCAACACUGUGUUUGGACUGGGAUUCCCAUCUGAGCAGCAGCUCACCAAGUUUGCAGAGAAGUUCCAUGAGGUGAAAGAAGCCGCGAGGCUAGCCAGAGACAAAUCGCAAGAGAAAGCGGAAACUUCCAGCAACCAUUCUCAUGAGUCUGGCCGUGAAACUCCUUCUACACAGCCGUCCAGUGUGAACGGGACAGAUGAUGAGAAAGCGUGUCACGGACCUCCCAUCGAAACCCUCCUCAAGAACGACAACGACCGGAUGAAGACUGGCCCAGCCCAAGAUCCGGCUGUUAUUAGGAAAUGGGAGACGGAGAUGCAGACUUUGCAGGACAGCAACGAUCGACUGACCACUGCGUUGGAGGAGUCAACGAGCAACGUGGAGCACUGGAAGAAGCAGCUGGCAGUGUGCAAAGAGGAAGGAGACCAACUCAGGGAGAAGAUUAAAGAACUUGAGGUGCAGUGCAAUGAGGUCCAUCUAGAGAAGGAGCGGAAUGAGCAGCUCAGUCACAGAAUCAAGCAGCUCGAAGCUGAUAUUAACGACAAGGAACAGGAGUUGGAGAGGCUGAGAAAGGAGGCGGAAGUGAUACCCCAGCUCGUGGAAGAGUGUGACGCGUUGAGAGAGACCCUGCAGACCACCGAGGAAACGAACAAGGAUUUGGAAACCAAAACCAAAACUCUAAAGACUGACAUUGAAGAAAGCCACCAGAAGCAAGGCAACAUGAAGUGCGAACUGAAGAGUUUGCUGGAUGUCCUAGACGGGAAAAUCGAUGAGCUCCAUGAAUUCCGACAAGGACUGGCUAGACUGGGGGCGGACAAUUGAGGAGUGUUAGUGAUGGGGGGGGGGGGGUGGAGGGGAGGAGGGAGGAGGGGAGGAAAGGGAAGGAGAGAGGAAGAAAAACACUCUGAUACAAACUAGGGUGCUGCGAUUCUGCAUUCCCGCUUCCUGGUGUAUGUUCUCAUCCCGACUUGGUCGAAACGUCCCACAGGCGAAAGCCACGUCGCUUUGUAUCCGAGGUUUGCAUUCUACUGCGCAUUGGGAACCUCCUCUCUGUUUUGCUGCCUUUGAAUAGGAAUACUCUAUGGCCUGGCUUCCGCCGCUGCCGUUCUGAUAGUGUGUGUGUGCGUGUGUGUGUGUGUGUGUGCGCGUGUGAAUCCAUUGAAAUUUUCAAGACUGAGGUGUAUAGAUAUUUGUGCGGUAAAGGUAUCAACGGAUAUGGGGCAAGGGCGGUAAUUGGAGUUGAGGUACAGAACAGCCAUGA